Megalops cyprinoides (Indo-Pacific tarpon) is the source of this 2912-nucleotide messenger RNA. RefSeq names its product actin filament-associated protein 1-like 2. Gene Ontology annotation, cellular component: cytosol. Gene Ontology annotation, biological process: regulation of mitotic cell cycle; positive regulation of interleukin-8 production; regulation of interleukin-6 production. The record is from RefSeq and is a predicted model, not a curated record. Gene Ontology annotation, molecular function: SH2 domain binding; SH3 domain binding. NCBI's taxonomy places the organism in Eukaryota, Metazoa, Chordata, Actinopteri, Elopiformes, Megalopidae. The transcript is spliced from 16 exons. Bases 209 to 2032 code for a protein of 607 amino acids.
AGUGAGAGAGAGUGCAAGAACAUUCAAGGUGGUAGAAGCAGUCUGGCCGAAUCCCGUCGCUGCUAUCCUUUCGCAUUCUGCUAAACCCUGCAGCUUCAUUGAAGCACUGUAGCUUGCAAAGUCGGCGCAGCGCAACGGACCUCACACAACUAUGACAUCUGGAAAAGAUACAGAGUCUGCCGUUGGAAAUCCUUGAACAUCGUCAGCGAUGGACAAACAGAAAGUACUGAACCGACUGGUCUCGGACCUGCAGGCCUUUCUGUUGGUCCUGGACAGUGAGAACCUCAGCUACAUCGCACAGGCCCAGAAGAAGUCCAUUUCUGAUUUGCUCAUGAAGCUGCAGGACACGCCAGUGGAAGAUGCAGAGUACAUGAUAAUGAACUGUCCUUCUGGAGCCACUAACAGUGAUCUCAGGGAAAUUCAGUCGUCAGACACAGGUGGCCUCCAGUCCACGGCUGACCUCAAUCACGUUGCAGAGCCAUCCUCCUCCGCCUCUGCUGAGUGGCUGCUGAAGGGGAAUCUAGGUCCUGCAGUGCCCCCCCACCCACCAGAAGACUUCGAUGAAGACUGCUAUGAAGAGGCAGAACCCUUUGUUCCAGUCAGUCAGACCACAGACACAGUGGACUCAGACAGCAGUCACUACGAGUCAUACGGUGAGGAGGAGGACUUUGUGAAGGACCGGGCUCACUACAUCCAGUGGAGCGCCUCACAGCCCUGCCUACGCCCCGCCCCCGAGUCACGGAUCUGUGGCUACCUGUGGAGGAAGAAGUGGCUGGGCCAGUGGACCAAGCAGCUCUUCAUCAUCCGCAACAACCUACUCCUGUGCUAUAAGUGUGCCAAGGACCUGCACCCGCUGCUGGAGGUGAGCCUGAGGGGCUGCCACGUGGUCUACAAGUCCAAGCACAGCAAGAAGAUGCAGCACGAGCUGAAGGUGGUGGCAGGCUCCGACACUGUGGUCAUGGGCUUUCAGAGCUGCCAGCAGGCCGAGGAAUGGCGGAAGAUAAUUGAAGAGGUGAGCGGCUCCUCCUACUAUGAGAAGGAAUCCUACAGCUCCUCGUCCUUACUCAAGUGUGACAGGCAAGACUCUCGCAGGUCAAGCACAGUGCUUCACUCGGACUCCGACGAGGACAAGCUCUCUGGGCUGCCCUCUGCUCUCAGCAGUGUGGAAAUCAAGGAUAAGGGCCUCCUGAAUGUGCUCAUGAACUGCCAGUGGCAGAGCCUGUGGUGCCAGGUGGAGGACGGGGUGUUGAAGAUGUUCCGCGACGAGGUGUGCGAGGAGAGCCCCCAGUACAGCGUGCAGCUGCGGGGGUGCGAGGUGCGCCCCGGCCCUGACACGGCCCAGGCCUACCGCAUCACAAUCACCCAACACGGGGACCAGGUGGCCGUGCUGGAGGCCAGCUGUGCAGAUGAGAAAGAGCACUGGGUUCAGCUCCUGCAGGACGGGAGCGUGAGUCAGGCUGACCCCCUGUACGAGCACCUAGACACCACGCUGGACGCACGGCCUGUUGGAGGACUCAGUGGUCUUAUGGCACGCAGGUUCCCAACCUCCAACAUGUACAUCGAUGACCCCUUUCACCAGCUGUGUGGAGCAGGCCAUUCCCAGCCCAUUUACUCCAACUCUUCUAUCAUGGAGGACAUGUUCCAGAAAUCCCAAAAUAUUGCCAAGGGGGAUUCAGCAAUUUCCAAAGAAAUCUACAGCAACAACGAAGUUUUUGCCAAUCACAGCAUGAAAGCAGUGGUUGACCCGGAGCGAGGAGUUCAGAAGAUGGACCUGACUGGGAAGAGAAGGGUGCAGCUGAGAGCCGGGUCUGAGAUGAACCUGGUGACCGCAGGGAAGCCGGCCAAGCGCACCUCCUUCAGGCAGUCUCUGGCUUUCUGCACUGACAAAGCGCAGGGAGGGUUCCUGACUCCUCUGCUGCGACGGACAGCUUCUGCCAAAAACUCCCUGAAAAGAGCGCCCUCUGCCCUCUUUAUUGAGAAGGGCAAGGUCUUCCAGAAGAGAAAGGAAUGGGAGACGAAGGCAUCUGCUUGAGACUGGUCAGCCAGUUAACCCUCACCUUGUACACAUUCCCUUACUUGUAUAAGUAUAUAUUGCACUGAAUAUAUUAUUACUGUGCAUGUGGAUCAUGCACUUGUUCUUUUUUUAUUUUUGGUACUUUUUUAUUCAUUAAAAACACCUAAAUCUAUAUUGUGGCUUUCCCUUCCUGUUUAUUUUUAUGUCAUUGAAAGGCUAUUCUUUAUGAUGGCAAACCUGCACCCCUGUUCCAUUAAAACUGCUAACACCCUCAGCUCUACCGUUUCAUCACAGUGGUAACAUAACUCUUGCUGUGAAAACUAAACACAGACAUUACGUUUUGAAAGUCAUAAUUAAGAUUUCUGCAGGUAUUUUCAUUAUUUCGCUAAGCACGGUUUUGUAAAUCUCUACAUCAGGCUCUUUACUGUUAAGACCAGGAACUGGUUAUCAUGCACUGCAAUUACUUUCAUCGAAACCACACGGAGUAUCCAAGUACAUUUCAAUUAAAGGAACUGACGGAUGAAAUGUGACUGUCAGAUGCAAAUUAUCAUUUGGUAUUGUGAAUCACUUUACUUUUUCAGCUUAAUAAAGUACUACAAUUAAAAGGUGGUUCAUCAUUGAAAACGUGUUUUUAACUGCUAGAUUUUGCAGUCGAUACGAGAUGAAGGAUCGAUGUGUUAAACCGGUCAUUUGUAUUACUGUUGUAUUCAUACGAAAGGGUUUUUUGAGGCUAUGCCGAGGUACACUGGUGUAAUGUUUCUUCGGUAUUGUGAAAGAUGUGUACAGAUGAGUCUUUGGUUUACCUGUUUCAGUGGAGUUCAUGCCCCCAGCACACAUAUCAAACGUACGACUCUAAUUUACCAUAUCUGUAUUUGUUCAAUAAAGCAACGCUGGAUAA